GGAAAUGAACAUCAAGGAUCCAAACACCGGAAUGCAGGCACCCUUCGCUCAUUAUCGCCGCGGGUUCCUUCAGGAAAACCCCAGCUACUCAUGUUAUUCCUGCUUCUUAUUUCAACCCCUCUUGCAGCGACUGAGAAAACAAACUUUGAACAAUGCGGUGCACGCGUUAAAGAAUUAGCGAAAAACAAUUCCCUACCCCUGGAGGAUAUAUACACCGGUCCCGUGAAAGGGUUGCUGGGCCGGAUGCCGAACACCGAAAACCCGAUACUCCACAUAACCCUUGAUGCCUGCGAGAAGCACUGUGGCAGCACACCACAAUUCUACACCUGGGUAGAAUCCUCCGAUACAAUCACGACCUGGGUGCUCCCUCUAGUCAGUCUGGUUCUCCAGGCGCCCUUCGAGAGCAAUAACCUUCGACAAACGAUAUUACUUGUGUUCCGGUGGGUAGGCUCACCCAUCGCUUCCAUGAUGUACAUUUUCUGGAACAUGAAGGUUACUAGGAAGUGCGCUAUUAUGGUUGACAUGAGCGUGAAAGUGACCGAGCGGCAGGAGCAAGCCAGCCGCUUUGCUGCAUUGAGGGACUCUUUAUACCUCCUCAGCGUGAUCAAUCAAUACGAGCUCAAUAUCUGCCCGGAGCUACCAGAGCACCACAUGGAGGAUAUCCUUCGAGUAGCCCUGUUCGGUGGGGGGCCUGCGGUCCAGCAGGCAAGGGGCAGAGUCGCGGCAAGCAUCCGGCGGGAACGCCGUCGGGGAGUUGUCCAAAACCUAGUAUCGCUUGCCUGGUUUCUGGCGGCAAUGGCCAUCUCAAUAUACAAAGCCUUCGGAGACCUUGGGGAGAACUCAACUGCUCACAACCUUGCACUGGGUCUGCUAGUGAGCUGGCUCCCUGUUCUCGUCUCCGCGACAAUCGUUGACAGAAACCCAAUGGACUCCCACUACGUCCGCACGAAGUUGAACAGCUUUCUGCGAAAAACUGUGAAGAUACCGCGUAUCCCAAACGCAUUUCCGGUAGUGAGAGAGCCAAACUUCUUGGGAGAGUUUGCCGGCCAAGCGCGAGUCCGCUGGCAUUCCGGUGCGGCUCACCCAAUCCUCCGAAUAAUGGAGGCUACACUCGAUAUGAGGCGUGAUUGGUUAGCGAGAUACCCGAACACCGACGAAGUAUUAGCCACCGCAACCCACCCUCGCAUCUUGAUAUGCGACAAGAGCCAAGGAUGGCAGAUCGCAGCCGCCAUCGUAAUUGUCUUCUCCUGCAGCAUUGGCGCCUUCAUCGUCAGCUAUUUCACAUCCACUAUCGGUCUGGGCUGCCGCUCCGGAGGGUACAUGAUCUUCGGUCUCAAUGCAUUCUUCUGCCUGUUCGCCGAAAUGACCGCAUGGGUAUUCUUAAACCCGGGAACGCAACGGAGGGUAGCACAGUGGUUCCUACGCUUCUGCGAAUUCACAAACUCUUGCUGGCUUGUGUACAUUAUCAUUGCGCAGACUUUCGGUAUCUACAAUAGCUGCUAUUGCAAGUCGAGCACGUGGGGCGGCGGAGAAGGGUACGUUGACUUUGAGGAUGUGCAAUACUACAAGUCACACAACAUCGAGAUCAGUUGGUUACUUGGUGCACUCAUCACA
Tuber aestivum (summer truffle) is the source of this 1614-nucleotide messenger RNA. NCBI's taxonomy places the organism in Eukaryota, Fungi, Ascomycota, Pezizomycetes, Pezizales, Tuberaceae. The record is from the annotation of a GenBank genome assembly.